Messenger RNA from Salvelinus namaycush (lake trout), 845 nucleotides. RefSeq names its product saxitoxin and tetrodotoxin-binding protein 2. The record is from RefSeq and is a predicted model, not a curated record. Lineage: Eukaryota; Metazoa; Chordata; Actinopteri; Salmoniformes; Salmonidae. Bases 184 to 795 code for a protein of 203 amino acids. The transcript has 6 exons.
UAGCGUUCAGCCACAUGCCGAUUUGGGUAACUUCAGUAUUACGUAACUUGGGGAGAAACAUUAUAUUAAAACACUCCACAUCUUACCUCUGUAUAAAUUGGUGUUUCAGCUUAUUGACAACCAAGGCUUCAUUCUUGCUAAGAACUUACUUCUCUGAAGGCUCAGUUUACCUUGAUCUACACGAUGUGUGUCCUCUACUUGGCCUCUCUCCUUGCUCUGUUGUCAGUGGGAACAGCAGUACCGGCACCAAAGGAUUGUGGACAUCUGGUGAAACUGCUCGCAUCGGAAGACCAACAUACUAUCUUUGGGAAGUGGAUCUUCAUCGAGGGUUUCUCGGACCAUGAGAUGUUCAACGCAAUACUGAGAAAGACCAACAGCUCAUGGAUUGAAAUCCUUCCCACUUCACACACCGAGACGGUCCUUUUGAACCAGGGAAACUUGAUUGAUGGAAAAUGUCUUGACUCCUCUGCCAACAUGACCUUUUCCAAAAACAUUUUUCAAAUCUCACAGAAUAAUGUAACUUCCACUGGACACCUCCUACUAUCCUGCCCUGACUGUCUCGUCAUGGACUUCAAUACCACCAUGGGCGAAGUGCAUAUCCGAUGUCUCUAUAUCUUUGGGAAGACCAGGACACUGCUGGAGGCAGAGUUGAAACAGUUCCGGGAGCAAGCAGAAUGCCUCCAGUAUCCUCAGCCUGCACAGUAUUCCUAUGAUGGAGUUACAGAGUUUUGCACUGAGAAAAAGGAGAGCUCACACAUUGUUGAGUCACAAGAUGAAAAGGAUGGUUCACAGUGAUAUGGCUUCUGGGGAUGGAAUGGUUGCGUUAAUAAAGUGGUGCACUCUCA